CUUACAAAUGAUAUAUAAUCUCUCCUCCACACCCUGGCUCAGUACAGUGUAGUAUGCACUCUUCACUGCUCUCACUGUUCGUGACACACUCUCUCUCGCAGUGCAGAAAUUCGAAACCCUAACUUGCAAUCAAUGGCGAUCCCAUCACAAUCAACCGCGAGUUUCUCACCUUCCUUCAUCUCCACUCGGACCGAUUUGACUCACCUCACACGCUUCCCAUGCCGAGUCACCAUGACUCAGUUACGCGGAACCCGAACUCGCCGACUCGCCGUCUCUUCUCGUCUCAACUCGUCCCUAUCCUCGUCCGUCUCGCCGGACAACAACGGCGAUGUUCCCUACGAGCUCCACCAUGACCUUUCCCCGCAGCGUCGGAGGCGGGAAUCGCCGGUGUUCGUGACGCUUCCAGUGAACACCGUCGGUGUAGAGGGCAGGAUUUGGAGGCCCAAAGCUAUGAUGCAGUCCCUCAAGGCGCUCGCCGCCGCGGGUGUGGAAGGCGUGGCUUUGGAGAUUUGGUGGGGGUUGGUGGAGAGGAAUGAGCCUAGGGUUUAUGAUUGGAGAGGGUAUCGUGAACUGGUCAUGAUGGCUAGCAUGUGUGGUCUCAAGGUUCGUGCUGUUCUUGCGUUUCACCAGCAUGGAACAGUCCCUGAUGAUCCCAAUUGGAUACCGCUUCCUCUCUGGGUGCUUGAUGAGAUGAACAAAGAUCCAGACUUAGCAUAUUCUGACAGAUUUGGAAGAAGAAAUGCUGAGUACAUUUCCCUUGGAUGUGAUAUCCUUCCUGUGCUACGUGGACGGUCUCCUAUUCAAGCAUAUGCAGAUUUUAUGCGGAGUUUCAGGGAUACUUUCAGGCCCUCACUUGGUGUUAUCAUUAUAGGAGUACAGAUUGGCAUGGGUCCUGGUGGUGAACUAAGAUAUCCUUCAUUCUCUUUCCAAAAGCCAAAUUUGGCUUGGCCUCAUGAACUUGGAGAGUUUCAGUGCUAUGAUAAGUAUAUGCUUGCUUCUCUAAACGCUUCUGCAAGAAAUAUUGGAAAGCGUGAAUGGGGAAAUGGUGGUCCAUUUGGCACUGGAAGUUUGAUGCGAAAUCCUGAGCAUACUGAAUUCUUUAAAAAUGGGGAUGGUUCUUGGAACACACCAUAUGGUCAAUUUUUCCUUGAAUGGUACUCAGAUAUGCUGCUAAUGCAUGGCGAGAGAAUUUGUAGGGAAGCAGAAACUAUAUUUAGAGGUACUGAAGUCCAUAUAUCAGCAAAAGUGGCUGCUAUUCACUGGCACUAUGUCACACAAUCCCAUCCAUCAGAGUUAACAGCAGGCUACUAUAACACUUCAAACAGGGAUGGGUACUUACCCAUUGCUCGCAUGUUUAGUAAAUAUGGAUUCUCAUUGUGCUGCUCUUGUUUUGAAAUGCAAGAUGAAGUAAUGAAGAAGAUCAAUCCAGAUGGUAGCCCUGAAGGUUUUCUUAGACAGCUUUUGCUGACUGCUAGGCUCUGUGACAUAUCACUCGAAGGUCAAAAUUUUUCAACUGAUUUGGAUGAUGAUGGGUUUUCCCAGGUGCUAAAGAUGUCCACAUAUUACUCGAGCGGGAUUGAGAAGCGUCCCUUUUCGUUCAACUUUGUAAGAAUGGGCAGAAAUAUGUUUGAACCCCGAAAUUGGGAUCGGUUUACUCGUUUUGUGAGGCAAAUGUCUGAUAGGAACAUUUUUCGAGCCAGAUUAAGUUCUGUUGGUCACAAAAGGUUGAAGACCACACAAUGGGCUGCAGAGUUAGGACUAUUGUACCAGCUCUACCAGCUCUGUUGAAACUAGGUUCGACCUCUGUUGUAGAAGGUAUACUUUACUAUUAUCACCAUCGUUGGAUGAAAAUCUAAUGGCCUUCUGUCUAGUGUUGUAAAAUGUGCAGUUACUGCUGAUUCUUCGCAUGAUUCUUUUAUUGCUUUUCGGCUACUAGUUACCUCUUUGAAUUGCCACAUUACACUGCCUUCCAGAUUUUUUAUAUGGUUGGCAUGUUAUCCACUUGUACCUAUAUUUCAAAUAGACUGAAUAUUGAAACCAGAUAGUACCUUUUUAA
Molecule: messenger RNA, 2056 nt
Organism: Lotus japonicus
Lineage: Eukaryota; Viridiplantae; Streptophyta; Magnoliopsida; Fabales; Fabaceae
Product: beta-amylase 3, chloroplastic-like
Exons: 4
Coding region: 133-1788 (551 amino acids)
Biological process (GO): polysaccharide catabolic process
Molecular function (GO): beta-amylase activity
Source: RefSeq, a predicted model, not a curated record